Messenger RNA from Anthonomus grandis grandis, 2484 nucleotides. Its product is annotated as ring canal kelch homolog. The record is from RefSeq and is a predicted model, not a curated record. NCBI's taxonomy places the organism in Eukaryota, Metazoa, Arthropoda, Insecta, Coleoptera, Curculionidae. The coding region runs from base 691 to 2277 and encodes 528 amino acids. Gene Ontology annotation, molecular function: protein binding. The transcript has 11 exons.
AUUAUUAACCUAGUUACUGAAAAAUUAACAAAACACUUGUUUGUUGGGCAGCAAAUGUAAUGAUUUUAAUAUAGGUAUUUUUUUUUGUGUGAAGGUUAAUGUGGACCCAUAAGUAUUGCACAAGGAAUAAGUGGAUAUACUUUAAAAAUGAAAUUGGUAAUAAUGGAAAAAUUACUUACAUUUUAAGAUUUCGAAUAAAUUUUCAAAGCCCCAACUUUGCAGAAGGCGUUUUAAUGUUAAAGUUUCCUCGAUUUCUGGUUCAGACUCAGCUUGAUAAGUCAGCCCAGAAUAGUUUAAACCAAUUUCAAGAGGAUUAGACAGGCUGGAUAAAUUGAGACCACCUUCGUCUUCGUUGUCUUUAGUUGAAUUGAGUAGAGAAUUUACAAACUGAUUUGUUUAUCUUACUGAAAAAUCAUCAUCCAUCUUUACUACACCAAUUGUUUACUCACUCUUAUAAAAUAUAAAAAAUAACUCACAAAACCCUGAGUGUAUAAUACAAAAUGAAGAAAAUUAUUUCCUAUUCCUAUUAUUUGGCGCGCAAUUUUAUCAACGUGCAACGCGAGCCGUAUUGUGGAAAAGAAUGAAACGGGCCGCAAGCAAAGAAUAUGUAUCGUGUGCUACUUAUAUUUCCAGAAAUACCGAAAAACGUUACAAAAACUGCUUUGCGAUGUGACACUGGUGGCAAACUCCAUGGAAAUACCGGCUCAUAAAAUGGUUUUGGCCGCCUGCUCUCCAUACUUUUACGCCAUGUUCUCCAGUUUCGAAGAGAGCCGUCAAGAUAGAAUUGUCAUUCAACAAGUCGAUCAUUAUGCCUUGGAGCUACUGGUCGAAUACUCAUAUACUUCAGAAAUUCAAGUAUCUGAAGAAAAUGUCCAAGUCCUCUUACCGGCGGCCCAUUUACUACAGCUUACCGAUGUUAGAGAUGCUUGCUGCGAUUUUUUACAGGGUCAGUUACACCCCACAAACUGUCUAGGCAUUAGGGCAUUCGCCGACCUACACGGUUGCCUAGAACUUUUAACUAACGCGGACAAUUAUGUUGAAACUAAUUUUCCGGAAGUAGUUGAAUGCGAAGAGUUCUUGUCUCUGUCACACCAGCAAGUGGCUCGUCUCAUUAGCAGCGAUAGACUGACAGUACCGUCAGAGGAAAAGGUUUUUGAAUGUGUUAUUGCUUGGGUGCAUCAUGACGUAGACGCUCGUCAGCGCCAUCUGGCCUCAUUGAUGGAGUAUGUCAGGUUGCCCCUUAUGUCUCAGGAUUAUUUGGUUCAAAGGGUGGAGGAAGAGCCCUUGUUGAAAGCAGAUUUACAAUGCAAAGAUUAUUACAUUGAAGCUUUAAAGUUUCAUCUUUUAAAAGGGGAUACUAAGAUAACUUUUAGGACUCCUAGGACAAAACCGCGACAGCCCGUAGGACUCCCGAAAGUACUUUUAGUAGUCGGCGGUCAAGCUCCUAAAGCCAUUAGAAGCGUGGAAUGUUACGACUUUAAAGAGGAAAGGUGGUACCAGGUGGCGGAAAUGCCCACACGCAGAUGCAGGGCUGGACUCGCGGUCGUGGGAGGAAAAGUAUACGCGGUAGGUGGAUUCAACGGUUCAUUACGUGUUAAAACGGUGGACGUAUACGAUGCCGCCCACGACUCCUGGUCCAGUUGCGAAUGCAUGGAAGCCCGUAGAUCGACUUUGGGGGUGGCGGUGCUUAAUAACAGCAUCUAUGCCGUAGGCGGCUUCGACGGUUCCACCGGCCUAAAUACCGCCGAAGUGCUGGAUUUAAUCACGCAAAAAUGGCGUACGAUCGCCACCAUGUCGACCAGGCGAAGCAGCGUCGGAGUUGGCGUGCUAAAUGGUCUUCUUUAUGCUGUGGGCGGAUACGAUGGAGCUUCGAGACACUGCCUCAGCUCCGUGGAAUGUUAUAACCCCGAAAGUGAUAGUUGGAGGGCGGUGCCUGAUAUGUGUGCGAGAAGGAGCGGAGCAGGUGUUGGUGUCCUGGAUGGUGUCCUCUAUGCGGUCGGCGGACAUGAUGGUCCACUAGUGCGCAAAUCUGUCGAAUCUUACGAUCCCACAAAAGACCAAUGGACUCCGAUAAGUGACAUGGCCUUUUGUCGACGAAACGCCGGCGUGGUGGCCCUAAAUGGUUUAUUAUACGUCGUGGGCGGUGACGACGGUUCCAGCAACCUGGCAUCGGUGGAAGUCUAUAAUCCGAAAAGCGACUCGUGGACCCUGUUGCCGAGUUGCAUGGGUAUCGGCCGUAGCUACGCGGGCGUAGCGAUCAUCGAUAAGCCCAUUUGAAAAUCGGAGUCUGUUGGCGGCGGGUCUAUAGGAUUUCCAUCUAACGGUUCGAUUGGCAGAUACGCGAACUGUGACGAGAACAGUAGCGUAGAGGGUGCGGUGGGGUACGACGUGCGCGCCACGUCGAUAUCAUCGUCCACCGGUGCCGUCCAGGAGAACAUUUACGAACCGAUUUGUCCCGAACCCGACGCCAACAGCCGACAAGAG